AUGGGAACUAAAGUAGGCAACAAAUCAAUUGAUUUAGAUGUUGGAUUCUACGAUCCACUAUCAAUUUUUCAGGGUGGGUUUAGGACAGAUUUUGAGGAGCACAUCCGUAUUCCUUCAUUCUAUUGGAAAGAUAACUCAGAUAAUCUAAGAGUAUUAAAAAAUGUCAUGUUCAAUUUCAUUGAAGAGAUUCCACAUACAGAAUCUAAAGAUGUUAAAUUCCUGAAGUUUUUGUUUAUAACAUGCCAGACGGUUGAAGAUUAUAGGUCAAGAAUCCGGCCACUAAUACUACAGUGGCUAGGAAGCAUGAAAAAAGAACAGCCGAAAAUCCCAUACUUUAUCUUCUUUUUUGAGAACACAGAGUUGAGAACAGCUGCUGAUAAAUAUUUAAAAACCAAUAUUUUUCACAAACUAAAAAGUGAUUUUGACAACAGAGAAUUUACCCAGGAGAACAUUUUCAAAAUCAAAUCGAUUUAUUCGAAUAUCGACGAAAAGAAAGAAGUAUGGAAAAUAAUUAGUAGCUCUACUUCAUCACUUUUGGCAAAUUCCAUAAACAGACAACUAAAAUAUUUUGAAAAUAGUCCUUUGAAGUGUGCCUCAAUUUUUGAGCACUUGCACCAACAAGAAGAUGCCAUGGUGUUAUAUUCAGAACUAUUCAACGCGUUUCCUUCUAUCCCGAAAGCAGAAUUUCUUUCUGUCGGUGUGUCCGAGAUAUUGGAAAUGGUGGAUGUCAAUGGGGAUAAUGAUCCAAAAGAAACAUCAUCAAGCUUCCAUAAGAAGAUGUGCUAUUACAAAAGGCUAAAAAAUGUUUUGCAAACUGAACAACCAACAAAGAUGGGCUACCUCAAAAAAAUGAAGCUGCUUGCUGAAAGUUUGUUAUCAUUUCUAAACUCCUUAGAGAUAUGUUAUAAACGCAAUGAGAUUGCGUUUGCAAUGAUUGAAAUGUUUCUGAGCAGUUCAUACUUGAAGGAAACUCUACAGCUUCAUACCGAGAAUUCGGAAACAAUAAUUACUAGUAUUGGAAAGUUAUUGCAUUUACAAAGAAACGAACUCAUAGCUUUAGGUACCUCUCAAGGAUAUUCUUUAAGAGGAUCUUUAUCGAUUAUUGAUAUUCAAUUUGAAAACGAAGACUAUGUUGUUGAAAGUGAAGAAAUUCAGAAAAUAAUGAAAACCCAAAAGACGUUUUCCGACUAUGUCAUUGAGAAAACUCGUGAGCUAAUCGCUAACUAUAACGAUUACGGGGUCAAUCUAAAUACUAUUGCCACAUUAUCAACUGAACUAGCCCUUAUACUUUUCUAUUCGACAGAUGACUAUGAGACAUCUUGUAACCAAUUGUUGAAAUCGUUCGAUUAUUUUUUUAGCACAGGGUGGGAGUUCAUUGGAACUUCAUUAUUAGAAGUCUAUAUUGAAAAUUUAAAUAAGCUUGUUGAGCAAAGGGGUGAGUGUGUUGUUUCACAACUUUUAGCUAGUUAUAUCACUUUGGCAGAAAGGGAUCCUACAAAAAUUGAUGAUGGCAAGUUUAGGAAAUUAUGUGACGAGCUUGCUACCCUUGAAAGAAUGGAGACAAAUAAUAUUUUUACUGUUGAAUCGUUGUCAUCUGUCUAUUGUUCUGAGGUAGAUGUUUAUGAGAUUGAUUUGCUAAUGAAAUCUGAGUUAUGCAGUACUGUUGAUAAGAUAAAACUUGAAAUGGUUGAUGAUGUUGGUAACACUGUUGUUUUUACCUAUACCAAAAAAUUGCAUCUGAAAAGGAAGAAUCCGAUAACGCUGAGAUGUGCUGAUUUGGUAUUUGGUAGAUUUGAAGCGAAAAAAUUAUCUGUUUUCAGCAAUAAGCUUGUCUUAGUCCAAAAUGUUUGUGCUGCUGUUGGUAUCACUCCGAUUGAAACAUUUUAUUGUAUGAAGAAUGAAAGUUCCAAGGCCAACACAACUGCGAAAAUGGAAGUUUCAAAGACACGUUACCUUAAUAAGGAUCUGUUGGUUUUUGAAGUAAAGGUGGGAUCUAAUGAUGUAUCCGACAUUGAAAUGGUUUUUGUAAAAACAGAUCCAGAUAAACUUUCUAAAGAAGAAGAUUAUAGUAUGAAGUGUAUUCAAAAUGGCAUCACAUCCUGUGUGGAAUUUGAGGUAAUAGAAGAUACCAAAAAGUUACUAUUCAGGCCUAGCAAAUCUCAUAAAUGGCAAACAGAGGAUACACUUUGCGUCGAAAUUCCUUAUUAUUUUCCUCCGUACGUUGUAAAUACCAUGCUUGAACUUUCGUACGAGCUAAAAUUCAAGUCCCAUCCACCGGAAGGAGAAACUCUUCUCUGCUCAAGGAAACAUAAGUCGGUUGUUGAAAGUUUGUUGCCAAUUGCCGUAGCAGCGGAUGAGUUUUUUGGAACAUCUGAUGAACACAGUGGCCAAGAUUUUUUCUUGCUGUCACACUACACUGUAAAUGCUAUAUCUGUGGACAACCCAAUACGAAUUCAAGAUACAUCUUUAAUAUCUGAUAAUGAGUUGAUUACGGGGUGGAAGUCACCAAAGGAUACUGUUGCAUUUUUAGAGCAAGGUUCAACUUUUUUCUUUAAGAUAAAGGAUUUUAACGAUAAAUCAGUUUUGUUGAAAAUAAAAUAUAAUUGUAUUCUCGAAGAAAUUAUAGGAAUAAUGAAGUUGACAUUUUUGAAUUUUAUCACUAAAAUGGAGAUGGUAGGUCCUGUUGAUGUGUUUUGUUUUUCAAAUGCUGCUUCUAAAAUAUGGCCAUGUUUAAACUACAAAGUCAACUUUUUUGCUAUAACGAACAGGAUAAUAAUUACUAAUUUCCACGAAGCGAAACUCAAGGACUGUUAUAAUUUCAUUGACAAGAAGAAAAUAGGCACUUUCUCUGAAGCAGUUUUAGAUUUUAUUGAAUCAAUAAAAGACUUGGAAAUAGAUGAAAAAAUGAAAAAUGAUGUUUAUAGUAGCACCGCUUGUGAAUUACAUAUACCAGUAGAUUUGCCGCCACUGAAUAUGAUGAACACAGUAAAGUAUGAGUUUAAGAGAGAAUUGCAAUAUCUUGUUUGUGAACCAAUAAAUGUGAAAGUGGUGAUAGAUGUACACAUCGUAAAUCUGACCAAAAAUCAAAUUGAGGAAUUUGAUAAAACCGAGAAGAAGGUUAGAUUCUGUGGUAACGAAGAAUCUGUAAGUUAUGGCUUCCAUGGUAAUUCAGCUAGUCUAGAAAUGGCAUUUACAGGAAACGAUCAAAAAUGGGUCAUUUCUGGACUCAAGAACAUAGCGUUCUUUGUUGAUUUAAAAGAAGCAUCUGAAACAGGAUCACAUCAUGAAUUUGAUCUCACAUUUAUCCCCCUAAAACCCGGAAAAUUACAGUUACCAAAUAUUGAAAUAAAAAACAACAACCAGUAUCUCAAUAUGGAAGUUGCAUACAGGAACACGUCCGAGAGCGUGCUGAUAGUUUCAGAAUUAAACAAAAUCAUCCACUCGUUUUGA
This is a messenger RNA of Pichia kudriavzevii, 3450 nucleotides long. RefSeq lists its product as uncharacterized. Bases 1 to 3450 code for a protein of 1149 amino acids. NCBI's taxonomy places the organism in Eukaryota, Fungi, Ascomycota, Pichiomycetes, Pichiales, Pichiaceae. The record is from RefSeq and is a predicted model, not a curated record. Gene Ontology annotation, biological process: intra-Golgi vesicle-mediated transport; early endosome to Golgi transport. Gene Ontology annotation, cellular component: TRAPPII protein complex. The transcript has a single exon.